Molecule: messenger RNA, 1366 nt
Organism: Nannospalax galili (Upper Galilee mountains blind mole rat)
Lineage: Eukaryota; Metazoa; Chordata; Mammalia; Rodentia; Spalacidae
Product: OX-2 membrane glycoprotein-like
Exons: 5
Coding region: 126-1115 (329 amino acids)
Biological process (GO): regulation of immune response; negative regulation of macrophage activation
Molecular function (GO): cell-cell adhesion mediator activity
Source: RefSeq, a predicted model, not a curated record
CCCCAGUAAAGAAAGCCAAUGAGGAUUUGAUUGUGUGUUAAGAGAUAUGAGAGAAACCUUUUGAUGGGAACCUGUUGGAAGAAGGAAGUAAAUUUUCAGUUUCACUGCUGAAGAAAAGCUUGAAGAUGAGGCAUUUUACUGUUAGUGAGGACUUUUGUCAGCAGUCAAUGAAAUCUCCAUUCCAUCUCAUUCUCCAGCUCUUGAUGUUUCUCAUCUGUGCACAAGAGUCAGAGUCUUCACAGAGGAUAAAGCAUAACAAUAAUGAGACAGCUGUACUGGGAAGGAAUGUAACUAUCUUCUGCAAUUUGACAACUCUGGAAGACGUUGUGCAAAUUACCUGGCAGAAGAUCCAAGGCUCUUUGCCACAAAAUAUUGGCACUUACAGCAGUAAAUAUGGGGAAAAAAUUCUCCCACCCUUUGGAGACAGGCUGCACUGCAAGAUUAUCGAACCCAGUUCAUCUUUCAUAACUAUCCAGGAAGUGACAUUUGAAGAUGAAGGCUGCUACAAGUGUCUAUUUAACACAUUUCCACAUGGCAGCCAUGGAGGACAAAUCUGCCUGAAUAUUUUAACUGUAUCUGAAUUAACAACAGAACUCCAAUACAAUCCUGAUUCAGAAGAUAAUUUUAGUCUUAAGUAUUCAGCUGCAGGAAAACCUGCUCCUGAAAUCUCCCUUUACCCUUCAUUAGUCCUAAUGUAUCCACCGAAAGAACACCUUGCUCAGAACCCAAAUGGCACAGUAACUGUCACUAAAAUAGUUACCAUCUCUUUGAAGACUGUGAAGUCCUUGGGACUCCAACACCUGGUUGUGUUCAUGGCUCACCCCCUAAGAUCUGAAGAGAAGAUUGUUCCUUUGUCAGUAAAAGAAGAAUGUACUGUGACUUGUUUAUAUGAGAUGAGAAGUGCAAUUUUACUUGCUUCUUUGCUUUGCAUUUCAUGCAUCUUUAACAUCAGUCUCUGUAUUGUUUUGAGAAAGAAAAGGUCAGAGAACAUGCCCAAAUCAUCAACAUCAACACAGGAACCUGAACCGUCAUCAACACAGAUGCCUGAACCAUCACCAGAGAUCGAGAACUUAAUGGGUUUCCGUCAUCGAACACAAAUGAUUGACAGUUUGUGACAUUUUUUUCCUGUUAUUGUAUAUUCCUUCAGACUUAACCUUUCAGAUUAAAUCAUGCAUUAGAUAGCAGCAACUAUCAUUUUAGAAAUAAGUGGAGACAAAAAUUUAUUUCAAUAGACAAUUCUAUUCCAGGAAGCAGUGGAUUCAAAUCAAGUUUUAUUCAUUUUAAUUUAUUUUUAAUUUUUGAAAUUAAGAUUAGAUUUAUUUUAAUUGAUACUUAAAAUCAUACAUAUUUAUGGGGUACCAUGUCU